Messenger RNA from Solanum lycopersicum (tomato), 1311 nucleotides. Its product is annotated as IQ domain-containing protein IQM6-like. The record is from RefSeq and is a predicted model, not a curated record. NCBI's taxonomy places the organism in Eukaryota, Viridiplantae, Streptophyta, Magnoliopsida, Solanales, Solanaceae.
CCAUCAUAGGAGAAUAAUUCAAGCCAAGAGAAAAAAAAUGACUUGAUAUUCCAAAAUCAAUUAUCUUCACUCUUCCAGUUUUGUCAAGAAGUAAAUUUUCAGUCUUCACAUCUCUAUGAGCAAUCUUUUCUGAAUGAAGAUAAUAGAUGAAGAUGCAUACAUACCCUUUAACAACAUCGAUUGCAAGCUGAAGAAUAGUAUCCAAAGUUUUUACUCUUCGAAAUAGAGUCAAAUUUGCAGAUAACAAAUGGUAAAAGUCAAGUUCAAAUAGCAGAGAAAAGGUUCAGGUUCAAUUAAGAAUAUUAAAGUGAAGAGCAGGGAAAAUCGAAGCAAAUCAAAGAUCAACUACAUUAAUAUUCACAUAAUUUCUAAUGACAAAUUCUACAGUUAUCCUUGAAGAACACUUAUGGAAGGCACUAGAUUUUGCAACUCUUACACAAAGUUCUGUUUCUUUCUUUGACGUUGAAAAGACAGAGACAACAGUUUCGCGCUGGGUACGAGCUCAAAUCCGGGCUUCAAAGAUUGGAAAGGGCUUGUCAAAGAAUGAGAAAGCUCAAAAACUAGCUAUCAAGACCUGGUUAGAAGCUAUAGAUCCAAGACAUCGAUAUGGUGUAAACCUAAAUCGUUAUCAUGAUGUGUGGUGCAACAGUGGAAGUUUACAACCAUUUUUCUACUGGUUAGAUAUUGGUGAUGGAACAGAAGUUGUUGUGGAGCAAUGUUCAAGGAGUGAUCUACAGUCCCAAUGUAUCAAGUAUCUUGGACCAAAAGAGAGGGAAGCUUAUGAAGUAAUUGUGAAGAAUGGAAAGCUUAUUUACAAGAAAAAUGGUGUUUGUGUGGACACAAUUGAGGGUACCAAAUGGAUUUUUGUGCUCAGUACCUCAAGGACCUUAUAUGUUGGGCAGAAGCAAACACACCAUUUUCACCACUCUAGUUUUCUAGCUGGAGCUGCUUCUCUAUCAUCUGGAAGAUUGGUCGUCUCUAACGGAAAUCUCAAGGCAAUAUGGGCAUACAGUGGUCAUUAUAGACCAACGGAAGAACAUUUUGAGGAGAUAAUAAGUUUUCUUCAGGACCACCAUGUUGACCUCACCAAUGUUAAGAAAUUCGCGAUAGAUAAUGACGUAGCACCCGACAAGUUAAAAAUAUCAAAUGAAUCAAAAGAUGAUGGCACCAAAUAAAAUAGAAAAUUUGAAUAGAUCAUUUUUAUCGAAUGCGAGCACCUUCAUGUAAACAACUAAUAGGGAAAUUAUAAUAGAAGUGUUCUUUAUCAAUCAUCGUCUACAUCAUAAAAAAUUUCUAACAAAAAAAAUAGGA